Messenger RNA from Nicotiana tabacum (common tobacco), 2837 nucleotides. Lineage: Eukaryota; Viridiplantae; Streptophyta; Magnoliopsida; Solanales; Solanaceae. The record is from RefSeq and is a predicted model, not a curated record.
ACAGAAAGAGAAAAGGGAAAAAAAAAAGGAAAGACAUUGUCAACACACAAAUCUUAUAUACUCGGCAAAAAACUAGCCUUCCUAUUUCUUUCUCUUCCAGCUUUUUCUUUGCUUUCUUCCUUCUUCUUCUUCAAAACGCGGAUUCACUAUAUAGAAUAUACCUAUAUUUCCUCUUUUGCUUCAAUUAAUUAUCCACAGAAUUUUUGUACAAAUAAAUAAAUACCCAUGUCGUUCUUGGUUUAAAUUCAUACAUUUGUUGAUAAAAAUUGAAUCUUGGAGUUUUUUUUACAGUUUUUUUCCUUACACCCAUAUGAAAUCUCUGUGAAAUAUUGCACAAAUACGAUCAAGAAACCAUUUCUUCUUAGAAAAUAAUAUAAGGGUUAGAGAAUCUUGGAGUUGAUUUUCAAGAUUUUGGUGUUGUAGAAUUGAUGGCAUCAGCUGCAAUUUUCUCAUCGUUGAGGAGACAAAGGUCGCCGUCACUGGAAGCGUUCUUGGCGCCGGUGGAUCUAACAGAAGUGGGGUUGUUGCAAACUCUAACGGCGUUAUCUUCUGAGCUGAUUUCUUCAUUUUCAGGUAAAAGGGUGCCCUUUUAUCAGCAAAAGAAUUGUAAAUCCUUGCUUAGGAAAAUUCAAGCCUUUUCUGUACUUUUAGAUUGUCUUGUUGAGAACAGUGACAAUAACAGAAGUGGUAGGGGGGGUUCUUCAGAUUUGCCGUUUACAGCUUUUUUAUGCUUCAAGGAGUUGUAUUUAUUGCUUUACCGCUCGAAAAUCUUGCUUGAUUAUUGCUCCCAAUCCAGUAAGUUAUGGCUGUUGCUUCAAAACCAUUCGAUUUCGGGUCAUUUCCAUGAUUUGAACCAAGAAAUCUCGACCCUUUUGGAUGUUUUCCCCUUAAAGGAAUUGACUUUACCUGAAGAUGUUAUGGAACAGGUUGAGUUGUUGCAGAAACAAGCAAGAAAAUCUAUGUUGUUUGUUGAUAAACAUGAUGAGAUGUUGAGGUUGAAGCUGUUCUCUUUCUUGAAUGAGUUUGAGAAUGGAGGUAUUCCUGGCUCUGCUCAGUUGUACUCUUUUUUUGUGGACAAAUUGGUGAUUUGUAAUCCCAGGAGUUGUAGGGUUGAGAUUGAAUUUUUGGAGGAGCAGAUUGUGAACCAUGAAGGAGAUAUUGAGCCCACAGCCUCAGUGCUCAAUGGGUUUGUGGCGUUGAUACGAUACUGCAGGUUUUUGCUAUUUGGCUUCGAAGAGGAUGAUGUGGGAUUGGGAGUUGGUAAGCAUAAGAAGCAGAAGAAAGGGCUGAUUAGUCAAGAGAUUGCGGACACAUUCAUUUCUGUACCAAAGGACUUUUGUUGUCCGAUAUCGUUGGAUUUGAUGAGGGAUCCGGUAAUUGUGUCAACAGGGCAGACAUAUGAUAGAGCUUCCAUAUCGAGGUGGAUGGAGGAGGGUCAUUGUACUUGCCCAAAGACAGGGCAGUUGCUUGAUCAUACUCGGCUUGUCCCAAAUAGGGCACUUAGGAAUUUGAUUAUGCAGUGGUGUGCUGCUCAUAAAAUUCCUUAUGAUAAUAUGGAGGGUGGGGAUCCAUGUGUUGAAAGUUUUGGAGCUGCUUCACCUAGCAAGGCCGCAGUAGAAGCUAAUAGAGCCACGACAGCUCUUCUCAUUAAGCAGCUAGCGAAUGGGACACAGAUUGCAAAAACUAUUGCUGCUCGGGAGAUAAGGCUCUUAGCUAAAACUGGUAAGGAAAACCGUGCUUACAUAGCUGAGGCUGGGGCGAUCCCGCAUUUAAAGAAUUUGCUUUCAUCUCCAGAUGCUGUGGCACAAGAAAAUUCUGUCACUGCAAUGCUGAACUUAUCGAUUUUUGAUAAAAAUAAAGGCCGAAUUAUGGACGAAGUAGGGUGUCUAACGUUGGUAGUAGGAGUUUUGAUAUUUGGGCACACCACGGAGGCGCGGGAAAAUGCUGCAGCAACAUUGUUCAGUCUGUCUGCUGUUCAUGACUACAAGAAGCAAAUAGCAAAAGAAGAUGGGGCAGUCGAGGCCUUAGCAGGUCUGCUGCGAGAAGGUUCUCCGAGAGGGAAGAAGGAUGCAGUAACUGCUCUCUUUAAUUUAUCUACCCACACUGAAAAUUGUGCAAGGAUGAUAGAGUCGGGAGCUAUUACUGCUCUAGUUGGAGCAUUGGGAAGUGAAGGUGUUGCCGAAGAAGCUGCUGGUGCAUUAGCGCUGAUUGUUAGGCAGCCGAUUGGCGCUGCAGCUGUUGGCAAUGAGGAAAUGGCAGUAGCAGGACUUAUUGGGAUGAUGCGAUGCGGGACACCUAGAGGGAAAGAGAAUGCAGUUGCUGCGUUGCUUGAAUUAUGCCGUGGUGGUGGAGCUGCUGCUACAGAGAGGGUCUUGAAGGCUCCAGCAUUAGCAAGUUUACUUCAGACAUUGCUCUUUACAGGAACGAAGCGCGCAAGGAGAAAAGCAGCAUCGCUUGCUAGAGUAUUUCAACGGUGUGAGCAUGCAUCAAUGCAUUAUGGCGGGUUAGGUGUAGGAUAUGCUUUUGCUGGAAACUCAGCUACAGUUAGGGAUUCAACUUUUGCUGGUGAUGUCUCAGUUUCCAUGUCCAUUUCAGUACCAGUGUUAUAGGGCGGUAUUACCAGUGUUCUUAUCGCCAUUCAUCUUCUGUUUCUUAGUUUUACCUGUAAUAUCCAAAAAUUCUUUCAUUGAAAAUAUAAACGCGACAAAGGAAAGAAAAAUCAUAGGAAUACCAUAAAAUUCAUGUGUUCUUGUAGAAUUAUGUGUUUCAAGUCUCUUAAUUACGCGUAUUUGGCUUAUCAGAAAUGUCAGUGAAUACUAAUAGGUCUGUUGAAUCAA